Molecule: messenger RNA, 996 nt
Organism: Phaedon cochleariae (mustard beetle)
Lineage: Eukaryota; Metazoa; Arthropoda; Insecta; Coleoptera; Chrysomelidae
Source: the annotation of a GenBank genome assembly
AUGAAUUGUUUGAAAUUGAUAAACGGAUGUGAAAUGCCUAUGGUUGGUCUGGGUACUUGGAGAGCUCAGCCACAAGAAAUAGAAAUUGCAGUUGAAUCUGCAUUAGAAAAUGGAUAUAGACAUAUAGACACCGCAUUCAAUUAUAAUACAGAAGAAUCAAUAGGCAAAAUUAUAGAAAAAUGGAUUGCAUCGGGAAAAGGAAAGAGAGAGGAUCUGUUCAUUACAACCAAAUUACCAAACUUUGGAAACAGACCCACAGAUGUGAAAAGAUUUCUGGAGCUAUCUCUCGGUAAACUGAACCUCAGCUUCGUGGAUCUAUAUUUAAUACACAUGCCUUUCAGUUUUCAAUGCAAUGAAACUACUUUGACGCCAUUAGUCAAUGAAGAUGGAACAUUCGCUCUAGACAUAAAUAAUGAUAUCAUUGGAACUUGGAAAGAGAUGGAAAAACAAGUUGAGAAUGGACUUACUAAAACGAUCGGGUUGUCAAACUUUAAUGCUGAACAGGUGCAAAGAAUUUAUGAAGCUGCAGAAAUCAAACCAGCUGUUUUACAAGUUGAGUUGCAUGCUUACUUGCAACAAAAAGACCUCAGAAGAAUUUGUGAAAAUCUCAAUAUAGCUGUAACAGCUUACUCACCACUUGGUAGUCCUGGAGCAAAUACACACUUUUCUAUGAAAUACAAUUACAAGAUAGAUGACUUCCCAAAUAUUUUGGAGAACCCUGUAGUGCAAAGUCUAGCUGAAAAAUAUGAAAAAACUCCUGGCCAGAUUUUGUUGAAACACUUGGUUCAAGAAAACAUUUCAGUCAUCCCAAAAAGUGGAAACCCGGAAAGGAUCAAAGCAAAUAUCAAUUUGUAUGACUUUGAACUCUCCGAGGAGGAUCUGACCAAGCUGGACGACCUUGAUAAAAAGGAGGCUGGGAGAAUAUUCAACUUCUUGUUCUUCAAAGGGGUGGAGAAACAUCCGGAGUAUCCAUUCGAGAUCCAAAAAGGCAAAUAA